AUGAAUGUCCUCUCGAAGGUGGUGUUUUGGCUUUUGGCGGUGGUGAGUGGCAAGCAGGGCAUCACGGAAAAACUAUUAGAGAAGCUAUUUGUCACGAAUGAUUACAAUCCCGACGUGAGGCCAGUUUAUGAUGCAGCAGAGCCAGUUGUUGAUGAUCGGCUAGCCUGGGAUCCGGCAGAAUAUGGGAAUAUCAAGUACUUGCACAUCCCGUCGGACAAUUUGUGGAAACCGGAUCUGGCUAUCUACAACAAUGCCGAUGGUGAUUUUAUUAUUAUGGAAAUGGUCAGAGCAAAAGUAUCGCAUACGGGAGCUGUUGUUUGGAAGCCGCCAAUUAUUGCCAAAACAUUCUGCGAGAUUCUCGUUGCGGACUUUCCCUUCGAUACUCAAAAUUGCACGAUGAAGAUCGGAACUUGGACGCACAGUCAAUUCCACAUUGAUAUCGUCAGCUUUGACGAGGGCUUUCAAGAACUUUCCUGCUGCCAAGAAGGCGACCUUUCCGCUUACGAACAAAAUGGCGAGUGGGAACUCUUGCGAACAGGAUGCUGGAAACAUUAUGUAAAAUACGAUUGUUGUGAAGAAAUUUAUUUGGAUACAACUUUUCAUGUCAUUUUGAAGAGAAGGCCGCUUUAUCUCAUCUUGAAUAUUGUUUUUCCGACGAUUCUCUUUUCGUUAUUGUCAUGUGCCGUAUUCUAUCUUCCAGCCGAUGAGUGUGAAAAGAUUACGCUCUGUAUUUCCGUCUUGCUCUCCCUCGUUGUCUUUCUCCUCGUCAUCGUCGACACAAUUCCCCCAACAGCAUCUGCUGUUCCUAUGCUUGGAAUCUACAUUCUCUUUACCAUGGCGCUCAACAGUUUCUCGAUCGUCCUCACGGUCGUUGUCGAAAACGUCCAUCACCGAGGCCCGGAAACGCACGAAAUGCCAGCCUGGAUGAGAAAGAUCUUUAUUGACUUUCUUCCGAGAGUUCUUUUUCCAUCAACGAUGAAGACGCUGUCGCCUCAUGGGCCGGAAGAACCAACCAUGGCAGGAAUUUUCAAAGGAACUCAGCGAUAUCGUCAAAUCGCGAAACUCACCAGCGGCGAUGACAGUUCCGAUCCAUUGCUACUGAAUUCCGAUGUCCGUCGCGCAAUCAUGGGCGUCGAAUACAUGGCAAAAAGCUUUAAAGAAGAAGAGUACUACAAUCGAUCCCGAGCAGAGUGGAAAUACGUAGCAUUCGUUCUCGAUCAGCUUUUGCUCUACGUUUUCAUAGCGACUUGUCUUCUUGGGUCAAUCGCGAUCUUUGGAACAAACAGCAUCGACCUGCUGAUGGCCGCUUGGCAGACAAAGAAACAAGACGGAUACAUGGACCCGAAGGAGAUUUAUCCGAAUCAAGACAUUUGCUUUCCAUACUUUUCCGAAGACGAUAUGGAGAUCGUUCUAGCAGAACAAGAGCAUUUGAGGGAAAUGAAGCAGCUCCAAGACGAGAUAAACUAUGAACUCACUGGCAGACACUGA
Messenger RNA from Oikopleura dioica, 1488 nucleotides. NCBI's taxonomy places the organism in Eukaryota, Metazoa, Chordata, Appendicularia, Copelata, Oikopleuridae. The record is from the annotation of a GenBank genome assembly.